Messenger RNA from Guyanagaster necrorhizus, 273 nucleotides. RefSeq lists its product as uncharacterized. NCBI's taxonomy places the organism in Eukaryota, Fungi, Basidiomycota, Agaricomycetes, Agaricales, Physalacriaceae. The annotation marks the transcript as partial. The transcript has 2 exons. The record is from RefSeq and is a predicted model, not a curated record.
UGGUACUCGAAGACAUGCUAUGAGUGUCAACUAAAGUCCACAGAAUAUAUAUGCUUAUCUCCAAAGAUCUUUAUGCCUGCAGACCUGUUUCAGAAGUGCCAUAUUGACACCAUGCACCUACUAAAGGCUUUUAGAUAUCAAUACAUUAUUCAAGAGAGGUCACCCCAUCUUACUAUUUUAAUUUUAACCAUCAAUUACUACCAUUCCAAUCAUCUUUUUACACUUUCAAGUCAAAAUCUUGUAGCUACAUUUUUUCUCCACUACCAACAUCUG